CCUCACAAAUAUAUACUCUCUACAAAAAGGAAGAAAGUCUUGAAUAAGUAGUGAGCUUUAGUUAACAACAAUGGCAACUAAGCAUGUUUCAGGCCUUGUGUUCUUUGCCAUAUUCCUGCUUGCCUUCUCAGUGCUUUCUGCCACUGCUAUGGCUUCCAAUUUCGAUGUAGCACGUUAUGGUCCCGGAAGUUUGAGGCCCACACAGUGUUUGCCGCAAUGUACAAGGAGGUGCAGCCAGACACAGUACCACAAGCCAUGCAUGUUUUUCUGCCAGAAAUGCUGCAACAAAUGCCUUUGUGUGCCCCCUGGUUUCUAUGGCAACAAGGCGGUCUGCCCUUGCUACAAUAACUGGAAGACCCAGCAAGGAGGACCAAAGUGCCCUUGAUCUAGAUAUAAAAAAAUCACACCAUUUUACAUCUACUUAAUUUCAAUUACUUCACAAGUAAUCCAUUUUCAAGAUGUUUUAAGAAAUAGUAAUCCUAAAUAUUAAUAAGAUAUAGUCACUUACUCACUUUCUCUAUAUAAGAUCCAUAACCAUGUUUGCAUUUUAAAUGUGAUUUUGUUCACACAUUAAGGAACACUCUCUGUAUGUUACUAAUUAAUAUGAAUAAAUUACCCAUGUUGUAAUUGACAUGUUCCAUAAUUUUUAUGUUUUUACUGUUUAGUAUUUCUAUCUUUAAUGGUUAUCAUAUUAUCAUAUGUCUACUCAAUUCAAAGUGUAUUAUUGGGGCAUGAAAUUGUAAUCCACAAGAUAUAUGAAAGCGGCCUUGUUAAGAUUUUGUCCAAUUGUCCUUGAAUACUACGUAGAUCUUUCCUAGCUUGUAUUCUAC
Cuscuta europaea is the source of this 830-nucleotide messenger RNA. The record is from the annotation of a GenBank genome assembly. Lineage: Eukaryota; Viridiplantae; Streptophyta; Magnoliopsida; Solanales; Convolvulaceae.